CCGUGAACUGUGAUUGUGUGCAUCUUUUAUUUGCACCCGCCCAGUUUAAUUUAUCAAAACUAUUCUCCGUCAUUGAGAAAAAAAUGUUUCCAAACAUUUCAAUUCCAUUCGGCGCCUUCACAGAUCCGCUUUAUCCAUCAAAUACGACUUCCGAGUACAAGCAGGAAGUUCACUAAGUUUCGAUUUCUCUUAUUUUGCGUUGGAUCACUAUGCGAUUGAUCAGACUGCUAGCUGCCUCUACUGCACUGGGGCUGAGAUUAGGACAAUACUGACACUGUUACAGAAUCAGGCUUAAAACUCUCAGCAAUGUUGCUUGAAGAGCUGUAUGUUUAAGCUGAAAUCACAAGAGCCUGUGCAACUUGGAUGACAUGCUUUGCACUGUUUAUAUCAAUUUAUUCAAUCUUCGAUGGAGUUCCAUGACUUUCUGUGUCAUUUUCUUCAGGAUUUGAUUGUCAAGACCUGACUUCUAUUUUAUGAAACAGAAGAAAAAUCAUUCAAUCAAACUGUACUGAUUACGUCAUAAUCAUUGACUAAUAAUGCAGGACUACAGGCCGGAAAACAUUGACUGCUUCUAUUUUCAGUAUACUCACUGUGCCAAAGUACAAUGUAAUUUUCAACAUCGACAAAGCUGCAAGGAUUCAUCAGAGAUUUGUCUGAACUGGUUUCGUCACAGGAAAUGCAGAAACAGAGUGUGUCCCAGGAAGCAUUUAAACCAUGAGGUAAUGGUGGCAUACUUUCUGUGCCCAGUAGAGAAAAAUACAAAUCACUGUUUACAACUAACUUGCCCCAUGUAUCAUGAGAAAGCCCGGCAGUUCAUUGAACAUGGUAUAAUUCCACCAAACCCAGUUCCGACUCUGUCUCAAGUCAGAAGAAAGAAAAUGGUGCACUUUGUAUACCUUGAAAACCCUCAGGUGCAAAACAUGGUCAAAAGUGCAAAUCAGCUUUUGAACAAGGUUCGUUCAUUCAUUGCAAAUUCAGUGCGGGAGGGAAAGCUUACUCAAGAUAAAGGAAGAUCCUACUACAAAGAGAUUUUGCACGCAAUAUUAUUUUAUGGGAACAUUAGUGAUCCUGUCAUUGAACCCAACUCAUUUUUUGAAAAAGAAGAAUUUGAACUAUUAUCCAACAAGUAUCCAGAUGUCUUUCGGAAUUACAACACCCACCUUCCAAGACGUCCUCCUUUCACAGUGCUACUUGAUGCAGUUAUUGAAAUCUUGGGAACAAGAAAUCAGAACGAAGUUUUUAAGUGCCUGUUGCAUCUGACUGAAGAAAUGGUUCUGGAACUUUCUGAUGCCAGAAGUAACAAAUGUGGAAAUAUAUUUGUGUCAACUGUCAUCAGCUGCUGCUAUUUUGUGAAUCAUCACAUCACGAAUGAGAAAACAGACAAUUAUUAUGGUGCUUCAGUGUCAUGUAGAGGAAGACAACAGAAAGAAAUUAUGAUCGAUAUAUUGUGCUGUGAAACAUGGCACCAGGUUGUUAGCCUGGCAGUAUGUAUUGGUAACUGGUAUAAAAACCAAUGUCUUUUGUUCCCUGAAACCAUGUACUCCAUAGCUUACAAUGUAACCUUCAAUGAAGAAAGCCCUCCUGAAACAGGCACUACAUCAAACAAUCAACACGGGCACACUGGGGUUGGAUCAGGAGAUGUCCAGAAUACUGAUGCUCUGGAAAAUAACUCAAUUCUUAAGCGACAUGCACACUUAAAACUCAGAGCACCUUGUGAGAGAUGCCUCAAAAUGUUCCCAAAUAUAGUUUACCAUCCAAGGCCAGAAUACCAUAAGCAUCCAUAUUGGGAAUAUGGGAACUGUGCUGAGUGUGAAUCCUUAAGUCAACUUCUGUAUGCAAACCCGCAAAUUGUCAUGAGGCUUGGGUAUUUUGUCCAGAGAACAAUCCUGUACUCUCCAGUUGAACAAGUUCAUCUGCCAAAUGAUCUGAUUUUUAGAAAACACCGAAGACUUGUAGAAAAUCUCAGAUCCCUAGGGUUUGAUGUGGGUGAGCAUUUACCAUUUUAUGAUCCAUCUGGCACUGACAGUACUGCACUAGAAGUAUUUCAAUCUUGAUAGCAUAUUUUCAAGAAGACAUGUUUCUGCAGUUCAAUGAAUUUCUUAUCAUAGAUUGUAGAAGAGAAACUGACCUUUUAAUUUUUAAAUAUAGUGGGCAACAAAACUGGGUGCACUCAUCAUUGCUAGGAUGCAAAUGGUAGAACAUGUUGAAUAAUGCAUCAUUUGCAUUGCAUCAUGAAAUGCCAGCAUCCAAAUAUAUCCAAAUAGCAGCAAAAAGAAUAAGGACCAGAAAGAGUGAUCACAAUAUUGUAUAAUUCACAGUAUGUUUGUGGAGAUGUGGUUGCAGUGCAACACUGCCUUGAAAGUUUUCAUCCUCGUGUGCAAAUCAUUUAACAGCUCAGUCUUCGUUAUCUCUGUCGUCUAUGCCAAUCCUGUAAUCCACUUAGAAAAUUGGUUUCAUAUCAAUACAUUUGUCCAUUCACUACGCCAUUUGCAGCGGUGCCUUUUGAGAUCUAAGUGCUCGAUUCCAGAUUCUCUUGUGAAACUGCCUUUCCACCUUUAUCUCCUCUUUUAAGACCAACCUCAAAAUCCAGCUCUGACCAAACUUCAGUCGCACCUCAUAAUUCUUUGCCGAAGAAUCAGUUUGGUCUGAUGAAGCACCUUUCAAUGAUUUAGAAUGUAUCAGAUACUGUCAGACGAGAAGUGAUAGCUCCUAAAUGUAAGCAAUGAAAUAACUUUUGUGUGUUCAUGAAGAGAAAUUAGGUGUUGCUCUGAAUCCAAGAAAAAUUGCUAGGCUGUUACCACCACAGAAUACCCCUUUUUGCCGAACUCACCCUCAUUCCAUCUGAUUACCAGCUUUGUUGGGGGGUUUUUGGCAAAAUGCCUUUGUGUUGCCUGAUAUUGUGCUAGCCUGAACUCAGCAGCUUGCCAUUGGACACCCAUUUGAGGUGGGCAUUUUGCUAGCUCCAUUUUCACAAGACUUAGAGUCAUAGAGUUGUACAGCACAGAGACAGAUCCUUCAGUCCAACUCAUCCAUAUUUCGCUGUGGU
Messenger RNA from Chiloscyllium plagiosum (whitespotted bambooshark), 3046 nucleotides. RefSeq lists its product as uncharacterized. The record is from RefSeq and is a predicted model, not a curated record. NCBI's taxonomy places the organism in Eukaryota, Metazoa, Chordata, Chondrichthyes, Orectolobiformes, Hemiscylliidae.